AUGGAAGGGUUUGUGUCUGCAAAGGGGGAAGAACUGUAUGUGGAAGAAGUGAGGCACAUCAGGAACUUUGACGACUGGCUUGGGCAAGUGAAAAUAACGCUUCGCAACUGCUUUGUUUCCAGAGCUGGAAGGCUGGCGGCCCACUCAUUUGUCUACAAAUGCCGCUGCCACCUGACACCCAGAGAAGUGGAACAGCUGCCUCCCAUGCGGCGUGGGAUGGAAGAGCAUGACCACGAUGUGUUUGCUCUCACCAAAGGACGCAUGCACAUAACUUCUUUCCAUCCUCCUGCCCUGGCACUCCCGCGAAGGCUGGCAGAAGGGACUGACACCAAGGAGGUCAUCCAGAGGUUCCAGCUUUGCGUGAACGUCUUGGGUGUCUUCAAGAGGGCCGCAUUGCUGGGCAAGAUGAUGAGUUGGGCGGACAAUGCCAGGGCCAAGGCAGUUGUGGAGAAGGUGAAGAAGAACAUCUCAACAGCUGUGGGGGGCUCCUUGGACCCAGAGGCUUUUGAUUGCAUCCAUGUGAUUGAUCUUAUCCAGAAGAAGUUCCCGGAGCCGCAGCACCUGAAGCACUGCUUGGAAGGGCUGUAUGACAGAGCCAAGCUGAUUGACCCUGCCUGGACCCACCCUGGCACUCUGGAUGCUGUUCCUAUGCCGCCAGGGCCACAGCAGGGCGCCAUUGAGGGAUGGUUGUUGAUCUGGCAGUUUGCGCAUGAAGAUUCAAGCUCGCUGAAGGGGCGGUCCAACAUGGUGAACAUCUUGGAGAUAGCAUUCAGCAUCCUGGAGAAUACUUUCAACAGUGUCCAGAACCCUUUGGAUGUGCUGUUUCCUGCUCCAGGUCCCUGGCCAUCAAGAUGA
This is a messenger RNA of Symbiodinium necroappetens, 855 nucleotides long. NCBI's taxonomy places the organism in Eukaryota, Dinophyceae, Suessiales, Symbiodiniaceae. The record is from the annotation of a GenBank genome assembly.